Messenger RNA from Cydia pomonella (codling moth), 3583 nucleotides. RefSeq lists its product as uncharacterized. The coding region runs from base 316 to 1005 and encodes 229 amino acids. The transcript is spliced from 2 exons. Lineage: Eukaryota; Metazoa; Arthropoda; Insecta; Lepidoptera; Tortricidae. The record is from RefSeq and is a predicted model, not a curated record.
ACCCCCAAAGAUACGACGCCGAAUUUAUCCGGCCGUUCUUGACAGGGGCCGUGGAGGACGAACCAACAAAAUUGAUCCGUGUCACGGAGCUGCCCCUUGACUUUGAACUCCCUUCAGAGAAAAUUUCAGCAGCUCAGUGUACCCCCAAAUUACGCCGAGUGCUUACGAUUUGUAUACGCGCAGACGCAGCACCACAGUAGAUUCAGGGGGACCUAUAUAGAGAUCCUGUUCCGGAUUCUAGGUGCUGCCCGUAACACGAUAGUUCAGGAUCGUAUAAUUGGGUACCCAUCAUGCGAUCCUAAACAUGAGUUCAAAAUGACCCCCCAUAAAGCGACAUUCAUAAAGAAACAGGUGGCAGUGUCCGAAGUUGUGGAUGCUAUAAUAAGGCCAGAGCGGCUCAUAGUUCAAUUCGCGGUGGCGAGCGUACCCCACGUUACGGAGGAGGACAUAAAAAAAUACGUAGAGAGUACCGUCGACGUAUUCCCAGCGUAUUUCCUGGGAAGGAUAUACCCGCAGCCGGUCGACUAUGUUAAGGUCAUAAAAGACCUUAACAAAGUCGACCAAAAUAAGUUGACGUCAACGGUACUUGUACAAAAGAUGAACUUGAAACCGUGCAAAAAGAAAUUCAUGGCGAAAAGCCCACAGACCGAGGGCACAGAAUCAGAACUAUUACCGGCGGCUGUCGAGGCCGAAGACGAUCCAGCUCUGGCUGAGUUGGUGGCGUCUUAUCGUCAAUUAAGCCAAAAAUCGCCCAUGACGCCCACGGCAUCAGCUCCAGCUCCUCGGAGCAAAAAUCCCUUUAAUAUCGCCGAGCUGCCGGUAAAACGCCCCAAACUGGUGGAUUUAAUGCCGUCGCCAUCGCUGCCACCGACACCGCCGCCGCGACCGCCGCCGCCACCCAGCACGCAAGCCACUUUGGCAAAAUAUUUUAAAAUUCCUGGGCCCUCCGCCGCCCAGAUGCCGGUGCCCGCCCCCGCACAGAUGCCUGGGCCCUCCGCCAUCUAGAUGCCUGUGCCCUCCCCCGCACAGAUGCUUGGGCCCUCCGCCGCCCAGAUGCCUGUCCCGCCCUGUCACUUUUAAAAUUAGAGAAUAAUAAAACGCUUUUUUUUUGUAGGGGAAGAGGGGGGACAGCGGAUCACGGGGAACAGUGAUUAAAACUAUCUAGCGCCAUCGUUUACACACACAUUCAAACGCCGACGCGUGUUUGUAAACUCGUCUCGACAGGCCCCGCACCGCGCCAGUCGCCCGCGAGCUCAGGCACAAGGAGGGUGCGUUAUCGCUGCCGGUCGAACAACACAGCUGCCUCAACUUCUAGUUUAUCCUUCCCACUACCCAAAACUCAAUCCACGGACCAUAAGCAAUGUAUCACACCAACCAGAAAACGUCCUUUGCAGUCUAAUGCUCUGGUAAGGCUAUAGAGUUAUUUUAUCAAUCUCCGGAACCCAUAGCACGGAAUCUGCCCUGAGGGCCUACUGCGAACCACGUUCGACGUGUUGCCUCCCUAUCACACUUAAUUAUGUACGAAUUUAUAAAUGCGACAGAGAGGCAACACGUCGAACGUUCGCGUUAGGCCCUCUGUCAGAGAAGCGUAGGGCCGCGCAUGUGCAUAUUGUUCUACUCCUAUAUAAAAUAUAUUUUACUUAGGGUAAUUGUCUUCAUAAUGAUGUUUUAUUUUUGCAGAACAUCCAUCAAGACGCCUCCUCUGAAGCAAAUGAUCUUCAAAUUAUAAGUAUAAAUGAAAAAGAUUUGAUUUUUGGACCAGUUUCAUUACAAGAACAAUUAGAAGAAAAUGAAGGGACUGUACUAGUUACAGAAACUCAAUCAAAAUCUGUUCUAGACGAGAUUGAAUCCUUAAAACUUGAUAUAGAAACGGUUAAAAAUGGUAUACAAACAGUCGCCGAAAAUCAAUCGGUAUUAUCUAAUAAUCAAACCACUAUCAUUGCUCAAAUCUCUGAACUUUCAAUUAAAUUAGAAGAAUUUAUAAAACUAUCACUUGGCACAAAAAAAAACCCUGACGAAUCAGGUAGCAUAAAAAUUUAUAAUGAGGAGAAUUUGCAAGAAUUUGAAAGAAAACUUGAGCAACCUGAUUCCAGAAAUGAUCUGUACAGACAAUAUUCUGUUAUUUUAAAUGAAGGAGUAGGUAAGGGGAGAACUAAUGCGUACACCCUGGUCGAUGCUAUGUUCGAUAGAAAAUUUUUCAUGCAAUGUUCAUGGACUGGAGUUUCAAAGGGAGAUGCGACAAAAGUUUGCUUCAAAGGGUUUAAAAAUACAAUUAACUUUUUCUUUAAUAUCGUCCACGAAUCAGAUAAUACUUUUACUAAAGCGCAAUUGAUAAAGUUUUUCAAGACAAUUUUGCGUAAUGCCCGAUACCGGUCUGAGAGUGAACAGAUGAGAAUGUGUGGCCAAAGACACAAGAAAAGGGGUAAACUACAGCAAAAAAGUAGUCUUUCGACUUCUUUGCAUGAUAAUUUGGAGAAAUCCUCCUCAGAUCAAAAUCAAAGAGAGUUGCCAGAUUUGGAGAGCGAGACCAACCUACAAAGUGUACGAGUAACCGCACUGCAAGAAAACGAACAAAACAAGUCCGCAAAUGGUGAUGAUGAAGAAGUGGAUAAUACUCGUAGUUAGUAGUGAGUGAAGCAAUUUUUAGUUUUUUUGAUUAUCACUGUGUGGCCAUAUAACACGAUCAAAAAUACGUAGAUUCUACUCUUCAAAGAAGAAAACUUUUGUUCAAUAACUUUUUAAAAAUGUGUAGUCUUUAGAGUUUUUUUUUCAUACAAUUUAUAUAGUAUUUUGACACCCUACAGACAUAAACAAUUUCGCAAUACGUUACGUCUUCUAGUAAACUUGGGAGGCUUCUAAAAAUUAAACCGCAAGUUAUUAAAAAAAAAGACCAAAAGUUUUACUCUUUGAGGAAAAGAAUCCACGAUUAAGUUUUUUGCUCCUAUUACAGGGCACAUCCGGUAUACAAACGUUCUAGUGUCUUGGUAGAGAUGUCCCUGUAGAAUUAAUUUAUUAUGCUGAACUAAUUUAUAAAUCAGAUAAAACUAAAUCAUUAUCUCAAAACCGAGUUAAUUAGAAUACCUGUUUCUUUGAGAAAGAUACUUAAUAUAAGCUCAGUACAGCACCCUUGAUUUAUAAAUGUUUUUAAUAUCUCCGUUAUUCGAUUGUUAUAGAUAAACCGCUGGUGCGACCAGACCGCAGCUUAAAAAACGGUCACGAUACGGAAUCGCAGUGACGCGUCGUAUGCGUACCGUUUUUGACGCAUGCUCCCCACACCGCUGCUUAAAAUACGCUGACGCACCGUAAAUUGAUCUGCGUAAAAAUCGCAAAAAAUAUUACACGGAGAUCUUAUGGCAGACACCACACCGGUGACGUAAAAGACGCAACUGUUUUGUAAACAAAAAAGAUUCGCGUGAAGCACGUCACUGCGAUUCCGUACCGUCACCGUUUUAUAAUCGUUGCAUAUUUUAAUAAUCGUUUGAAGAUUUUUAUUUGAAAAAUGUUAUACUUAUUAAAUUUAGUACAAAAAAUCCUACUAACGGUUCCUAAACAGGUUGAAUUCUAAUUAGUCCUUGAUACCAUA